AUGCCGCGGUUCGCAGCAUUGGUUGUUUGGUUUUGCUUUGGCCUGAGCUGGUCAGAGCGUGGCGUGCAGACAAUGCGUCACGAGAUCCAUGCCCAUAACACAUUGAACGCGAAUGAGACCCGUACCAGAACCUGUGAGAGCCAGACUUUGCCACAGCAGAUCCCAGCUCUAAAUUAUGGUGCCAAGCCGACAAAAGCUCUUUCCAACGAAUGCUGGCAGAGGUGUGCGGCGGACGAAAUCGCGGGAAAGUACCUCCAUGAAUCGGCUUUGAGGGGAAUAGUAGGCUUUGCCCAGGAUGAUUCACUUGUCAAAUCGGUGAUCUACGGAACCUUGUAUGCCACCGGUACGCUGCCCAAUUGGCCUUUACAUGAAAUCUGCCAGAGCACCUUCGACCUCAUCCAAAUGAAGUGUCCGAGAGGUUACAUGAAGAAUUCCUGUGUAAAGGAGUUCAACGGCGACUACUUCACAAAGAGCAACCCUAAAUGUGCCCGUGCAUAUGAUGCUCUCGGGAAGAACAACGGGGAGUAUCGAUGCGCGUUUGCGGCUUGGUGGGACUCGUGCUGCAGUACCAGAGAGCACCAGGAAGAUACAGAAUGUAGGCAGUGCGGCCAAGACCAGUAUUUCUGCACCUGA
Messenger RNA from Symbiodinium sp. CCMP2592, 633 nucleotides. Lineage: Eukaryota; Dinophyceae; Suessiales; Symbiodiniaceae. The record is from the annotation of a GenBank genome assembly.